AUGGAAGUCCUCUGCGUCGGCCCGCCACGCUCCGGCACCGAGUCGCUCCAACAGGCCCUUCUCACCCUCGGCUACGACCACACCUACCACGGCUGGGACAUCGUCUACGAGGACCCGCCGAUCCCGGCGCCCGGCUGGGUGAAGCUCGCGCGCAAGAAGUGGUUCGGGGCCGACAACCCCGCCCCGGACUCGGGUGACGUGAGCAUCUCCGCAGAAGAAUUUGACGAGCUGAUCGGGCAUUGUGUCGCGGUGACGGACGCGGCGGCGAGCUGUUUCGCGCCGGAGAUGGUGCGGGCGUAUCCGCAGGCGAAGAACAUUGCGAUAUGA
Messenger RNA from Colletotrichum chrysophilum, 327 nucleotides. RefSeq lists its product as uncharacterized. The transcript is spliced from 2 exons. NCBI's taxonomy places the organism in Eukaryota, Fungi, Ascomycota, Sordariomycetes, Glomerellales, Glomerellaceae. The coding region runs from base 1 to 327 and encodes 108 amino acids. The record is from RefSeq and is a predicted model, not a curated record.